Messenger RNA from Rhodotorula graminis WP1, 642 nucleotides. RefSeq lists its product as uncharacterized. Gene Ontology annotation, cellular component: cytoplasm. Gene Ontology annotation, biological process: regulation of translational initiation. The coding region runs from base 1 to 510 and encodes 169 amino acids. The transcript is spliced from 5 exons. The record is from RefSeq and is a predicted model, not a curated record. NCBI's taxonomy places the organism in Eukaryota, Fungi, Basidiomycota, Microbotryomycetes, Sporidiobolales, Sporidiobolaceae.
AUGCGCGCAACGACCCGCGGCGCCCUGCAUCACCUCCUCCCGCGACGAGCUGUCAAAGCCCACGACCUCCCUCCCCUUCCCCCGCACGCCGUCCUUCAUUCGACGACGAGAUUCACCGAGAAGAAGAGCGCCUUCGAGGGCCAUGCCGUCCGCGUCAAGUCGGUCGACGAGGCGACACUCGCGCUGCAGCACAUCCUCACGGGCAAGAAGAUGAGCAAGGCUACGCACCACAUCCUGGCCUGGCGCUUCUCAUCGGCAUCGGCCUCAUCAAGCUCGACGUCGGCGGCCGGCAGCGACUGCGACGGCGAGCCGCCGGCGGGCAAGAACCUUCUCGAGCUGCUCCACAAGCUGAACGUCGAGGACGUCCUUGUCGUCGUCACGAGGUGGUACGGCGGCGUGCCCAUGGGUCCUGACCGCUUUCGGGUCAUCAACGCCGUUGGCAAGGACGCUCUCGCUCUCGGCGGGUUCCUGUCGCACGGACGAGGGACGGGCAGCAAUACGCAGGGCUGAAAGUGCAAGAGAGGCUCGAGAGCCGGAGGAACGACAAGGGGGCAGGCAAGACGAGGACAGAGUGUCUAGAGGGGUGGCUGGAACAGAGACAGAUGCGGGUAUCGACAAUGAAACGAGAGCACAACAGGUCUG